Messenger RNA from Aureococcus anophagefferens, 2517 nucleotides. RefSeq lists its product as hypothetical. The transcript has 2 exons. NCBI's taxonomy places the organism in Eukaryota, Pelagophyceae, Pelagomonadales, Pelagomonadaceae. The record is from RefSeq and is a predicted model, not a curated record. Gene Ontology annotation, biological process: glycolipid biosynthetic process. Gene Ontology annotation, cellular component: membrane. Gene Ontology annotation, molecular function: galactosylceramide sulfotransferase activity. The coding region runs from base 1 to 2517 and encodes 838 amino acids.
AUGAGGAUCGUGCUCGCGUGCGCGGCCGCCGCGGCCGCCGCGGACCUCGGGCCCUGCGGCGCGCGGGGCCGCUACGGCGAGGCUCCGAACGAGACGCUCUUCUACCUGAAGACGAUAAAGACCGCGAGCUCGUCGCUCCGGUUCCUCUUCCUGCGCUUCGCGCGGGCCGAGCGCCUCGCGGCGCUCCGGGGGCGGCGCGCGGGCGGCCAGUUCUUCGACGCGGCGACGGCCAAGGGCGACACGCGGUGGCCGGCCGAGUUCGAGGACCCCGGCGAGUCCCGGUCGCCGCCGGGAAUCUUCGACGUCGCCUUCGACCACUCGACGUGGGACGCGGCGGCCCUCGACCGCUACCUGCCGCGCGCGCGCAAGUUCGCGAGCUCGCGCGACGUCGUCGCGCGCGCGGUCUCGGCCAUCGCCUACUUCCACCGCGACGCGACGCCCGACGAGUACUUCGGGGGCUGCGGAAUCGUCGAGGGCGGGCUCUGCGGCGGCUGGUCGCGGCUGCAGCACGCGGAGAAGGACGCGGUCCACGUCUGGAACAGCGUCGCGUGGCAGCUCCGCGCUCCGGCCGCGGCGCGGCCGCUCGACCUCCGGCGGCCCGCGGCGGAGGCCGCGCGCCUCGCGGCCGCGGACGUCUCCGAGGCCGUCGGCGCCGUGCGCGGCGCCGUCUUCGACUUCGUCGUCGUCGCGGAGCGGUACGACGCGUCGCUCGUGCUGCUGCGGUCGAAGCUGUGCUGGCGCUGGCUCGACGUCGUCGGCCCCGAGCCGCCGCUCGCGCCCGCGCCCCAGGACGCGAGCCGCCGCGCGAGCCACCGCGCGGCGGCGCCCCUGCGCAACGUCACGGCGCGGACGCUCGUGGCGCUGAACGUGCUCGACGGCCGCAUCCACGCGGCCGCGCGCGACGCGUUCGACGCCGCGCGGCGCGACUACGGCGGAAACUUCGACCGCGACGUCGCCUUCUUCCGCGCCUACAAGUUCGCGCUCCUCGUGACCUGCGUCGUCUGCCGCGCGCGGUUUCCGCCGGUGGCGCUCGCGGCCUACGCGGCAUUGUGCGGCGAUUUGCGGCCGACGUGCCGCGACCUCGGGGCGCACGAGUCGCGGAUCCCGACGGAGGCGGACGUGGCCGCGCGCCGUUCGCGGGACGCGCGGGCCGAGGCGGCGCUCGUCGCGCUCGUCGCGGGCUGCCCGGUGCCCCUCGCGACGGCGGAGGUGUGCCCCGCGGGCGACGGGAGCCUCUGCCGCGCGGGGCCGCUCUGCCUCGCGAAAUGCGCGCCGCCGCGGGGCCGCCUCGGCGCGCUCUGGGCGCGCCACGUGCUCCGUUUGGACGAGCGCGACUGCGCGGGGGCGAUCCUGGCCGGCUCCGAGGCCCGGUGGCUCUCCGCGAUGGCGGCCAUCUCGAUGGGGGCAGCUUACGGUUCGCCGGGUUUAUAUGAAAGUUCAAUUUGCCGUGCAAGGUGGGCUGAUGGGCUGCCGCCCGAGCACUGCCACAUGACUAGUUCGCGGCUGCUGCGCGCCGUGCUGGCGCUGCGACUGGCAGCGCACGGGCAGCAGCUGCGGCGGAUCGUCGACGAGCUGCGCGCCGCGAAUCCCGGCGAAGCGUGGAACUACUUUGCCAUCGAUCUGGGCGCGGGCGUGCGGGACGCGGAUCCGGUCUUCGACCUGUUCCGGCUGUCGCCGUCUGUCUACGCGCCGACGAAUCCGCGGCAGCCGCCGAGCCAGCCGUGGUUCGGCGUCAUGGUCGACGGCGACCCGCGCCAGCUCGCGAAGAUGGAAGCGGCGUUCCCGGCGGAGGACAUCGCCAAGCGCGUCGCCUGGAUCGAGCCGCACACGGUCGUCGCCACCCUGGAGGCCGCGGCGGCGCCGCUGACGGACCGGUGGCGCACGCCCGACGUGCUGAAGAUGGACAUCGACAGCUUCGACUGCGCGGUCAUGCGCGCGGUGCUCCGCGAGCUCGCGCCGAAGGUCGUCGCGAUGGAGAUCAACGUCAAGUUUCCGCCCGACGUGAGCUUCGCGCUGCUGCACAACCGGUCGGCCGACCGCGCGCCCUUCGACUCGGAGCGGCGACGAUUCGCGUACGGCUGCUCGCUGCGGUUCCAGGCGCGCCACCUCAUGCCGCCGUUCGGCUACGCGCUCGCGCACGUCGACUGGAACAACGCGGUCUACGUCCCCGCGCACCUCCUCGGGAACGCGUUGCGGGUCCAGCGACCGCGGGAUUCGCUCCUCCACAACUGGAGCGUGGAAGUCCAGGACCGCGUCGGCUACUACGACCGGCCCGCGCGGAGCAUCAAGUUCGGGUUCAACGACAAGCCCGGUCUCAAGCGCUGGCGCGACCCGACGACGGACCACAUCGCGGAGGUGGUUCGACUCGUGAACGCGGACGGGAAACGCGAGGGCCCGUGCAACUACUGCCUGCUCUCCGCGCUCCUGGGCCGCGGCGACGGCCCCCUGCGGCGCUACUGCUGGGGCGCGGACGGCGCCUUCGGCGAGUGCGGCCGGCACCACCGGUCGACAGAGUAA